CAUCCCCCUCGCCAGCUGUUUGUUACGUUUGGGAUUUUAUUUUUAAAGCUCCUCUUCCCUUCUCUUCUCUUCUCGUCUGCUCCUCUCCGACUUUGUCAAGCUCGCCAUAAUUCUCUCCUUCCCAAUCCCUACCAAAACCCUAAGAUCCGUACAUCCAAAUACACUGCAUUGGCUGAUCCAUCUCUCGAUCCGGUGCUUCCAGUACUCGCAUUCGCAGCCGUCUGAUCUGCAGCCUUCAGCUGAGAGAGGUAGAGUUCUAUAUAACGGUGCAAUGACGGCGGAUGUGAAUGUCAGCGAGAACGUUUCAACCAGUGAAACGGAGGACAAGGGUGGGUUGGAUAUGAGUAGCUAUGAGGACUUGCCGACACCUGCUGCUGAUUGCAAUGGGGUUAAGGACGGGAAUGGGAAUGCGGAGGAUGAUCCCGAUGCCUCCUACGUUUUCGUAGCUGGAAACGACACAGUUCCUGAUGAACCUGCUGACUCCGCCGAUCUCAAUGGCAAGUAUGAACCCGUUUACAAUGUCGGUUCUGAUGAUAACGACAUUGAGAAUGAGGCCGCGGAAUCUGAGGUUGAUCAUGUGAUUGAGGAUGUCAAAGCUGCUGCGGUAGAGGGGGAUGCUAGUUCUCCCCUUAAUAUUGUGGUCACUUCUAAUGAUGGGAAAGAAGGAGAUGAUGAUGCUGUUGAAGUUCCUAAUGGAACGGUGCCUAUUGUUGGACCUGAGGCCCUGGAUGAUCAAAGGGAAGUUGAAGAGGGGAACGUUAAUCUGGAUUCACCUGGAGGUCUGAAGGGGACUCAGGACCUUUCAGAGGCCGUUGAACCUGAACCUGAAUUUUUGCAGGUUAAAUUUGGUGAUGCGAAGGCUGGGGAGGAAAACGGUAUGGAGUCAAUUGUAUCUAAGGAAUCUCAAGUCAAGACUAGUACAGAUGGUGCUGAAUCAGAGCCAAAUCAAUCUGGUAAUGUUGAGCUCACAAUCAGUGCAGAUGUUGCUGAAUCAGAGCUAAAUCAAUCUGGUGUGCUUGAGGUCGAAAGAAGCUCUCAAUUAGAGCCGAAUCAGUCUGGUAAUAUUGAGGUCACAAACAGUGAUGAUGUUGCUGAAUUAGAGCCAAAUCAGUCUGUUAGUGUUGAGGUCACAAGCCGUGCAGAUGUUGCUGAAUCAGAGCCAAAUCAGUCUAGCAAUAGCGAAGACAAGAUUGAACGUGUAAGAGAAUUGAAUUUGGCUGUAGAUACUAAAGGAAACCAAGAUUCUCCAAUUGCAAUUACUGAAGGGUUUAAAAAUGAUGGUGAUUUGGACAAUCAAGGGAAGGAACCUGUUCGAUUUUCCAACAAGCUUCCUGUGGAAGGUCCUCAAAAGGAAUCUGAGGUACAGUUGGAGCAGAAAACAAAGACAAUUCCUUGCCUAGUGGUGGCUGAUGUAAAAUUGGAGGAAGCAGCAGAAGUUAUUGAUGCCUCUGCCGUUAGUGAAUAUGACAAUGAGUCGUCUGCUGAUCAUACCCAAGACAGUGUUGCAGAAACAAGUGUUGUUAAUGGUGGUUUUAGUGCCAGUCAAGAUACAUCUCAGCAAAACAGCUCUUUGAAGGAGAUUGAGACCUUGAUUUCUUGCAAUGCCGAAAUUGGUAGAAAUGAAGCCCCAACUUCUCUUGACACUGAAAAUGGCAAGAGCUCUCCAUGUACAAGAGAUAAUGAUACAAUUGGAUAUCCAACUAAUGAAAUUACCGAGACUGUUGUACAGUUAAAAUCAGAGGCUGUUCAUGGGCAUAUUACAUGUGAUAACGGAGAAUAUUUGCCUACUGAUCAUCAAGAAAGUGUUUCACAGACCAUUGCUAAUGACUUUGCUCAUGCCAGUCAAACCACAACUGAAGGAAAUAAGCCUUCUGAAGUUGUCAGAAUGAUUGUUCAUCACAAUGUGGCUGUUGAAAGUUAUGAAAGCAUUCCAGUUGCUUCUGCUAGUGAUACAAUACUGGAACCAGUGGUUGAAGUUGCAGAUUCUUGUACUGUGGCUGUGGAUGAUGCAGAGAUAAAUGAUGAUAUGAGAACAGAGACUUUGGUAGAAAAGUUGGACGUGAAUAGCAGUGAAAAUGUUGGUUCUUGUUCUAUUGGUGACAGAGAAGUUGUGAUUGAGCCAGGUAGAAGCCAUCUUGUAACUGAUACAGAGCCAAGUUGCCCAUUUAAUGAUGCAGAAACAGAAGUUGAGACUGAUUCCACAGCCAUUGAAUCUAGAGAAAAAGUAUCUACUUUCUCAAGUGAUGAGGUGGACAAAGAAAUUGAGGUUUCACUGGGGGCUGCUAAAUGUGUUGGCAGCAACUCUGUUUCAGUUGAAGAUCCAGAUAGAGAGGACUGUAUACAUGAAUCGGUUGAGAAUCCAUUUGGUGCAGAAGCAGAGCCAAAUCUUGAAAAUACACUGAUGGAUUCAAGUGAAGUUGUGGCCAAUGUUGAUAGAUGUGCAUCUGAAUGUGAGGGUCUGAAUGGCUCUGUUAUUACUAGUGAAGGAACCAUCAAUUGCAUUAAGGAUGAUGAAAAUGAAGGAGAACAGCUAGUUACCAUUGAUGGUGAUGAAAAAACACCUCAAGAAAUGGAGGUCACCGAUGAGGCUAAAGAAGCCUCACCAUCCUCUCCAGGAGGCUCCUCAGUAGAUGCUUCCGAGGGGCAAAAUGCAGCAGUUGAGGUAGGGAAAAAGCCAUUCUACUACAUGAUCAGAAUUCCUAGAUAUGAUGAUGAUGAAAAUUUAAAAGAACAGAUCAAUCAUGCUCAGUUUCAAGUUGAUGAGAAGACUAAAAGUCGGGAUGUUAUUCGAGCUGAAAUGCAACGGAAAAGGGCCAUUUGUAAUGAGCAUGGUGCUUGUGUUGAUGCUGCCAUAUCGGAAGAAGUAGCAGCUCGCAAUUUGCUUAAGGCUAAACGCAAGGAAAUAGACUCUGCUCAAUCUCUGAUUAACAGAGUGAAGAGUGCCUCUUCUGUUGAGGAAAUUGGUGGCAAGAUACGUAGUAUGGAACACAUGAUACAGCAUGAAACCCUGCCCUUAAAGGAAGAAAAGAGUUACAUCCGUGAAAUCAAGCAGUUGAAGCAAAUUCGUGAACAGAUUUCUUCUAGUUUGGGUAAGCCAGAGGAUGUUCAGGAGGCUAUAGAUCAGAAAGACCAAGUUGAAGAACGCCUGAAGCUUUUGAGGAAAGAAGCAGACCACUUGAGAGAAAAUGUUCUCAAAGCUGAAGCAGCCAUUAGAAAUGCUAAGAAGACGUAUCAAGAUGAAAAUGCUAAAAUAAAUGAAUUGGUAGCUCAGUUUAGAGCCGCAGAUGACAUUCGGCAGGAAGCAUAUGCACAUCUACAGACUUUGAGGAAGAGAUUAUAUGAUAAGAAUAAAUACUUUUGGAAGUACAGGGAUGAUUCAAAGGUAGCUUAUGAUUUAGCAUCCAAGGGAAAUAAAGAGGAACUCCAAUGUCAUUGUGUUAAUCAGGUGGAGAGGGUUAUGGAUUUAUGGAACAAUAAUGAUGAGUUCCGAAAAGAAUACACCAGAUGCAACAUGAGGAGUACAGUGAGGAGAUUGCGAACAUUAGAUGGUCGUUCACUUGGCCCUGAUGAGGAACCACCUGCAAUUCCCAAUGUAGUUAGUGAAAGAAUAGCCAAGGACAACAUUGUACCUUCCAUUUCCACUCUUGAAGGUGAAAAAAUAAUUGCUCCCGUGGGGACAGAAAAGAUGGAUGAUAAAUCCAUAGCAAAGGUUGGGGACCAAAAUAACCCGACAGCUAAAUCUAAAAAAUCUGCAAAACAUGCUCCUUUGGCAACUGUUUCUGGCAGGAAUGAGAUUGAUGAAGCAGGGCAAAAGGAGGAUAAGCAAACAAAGGAGGAAGAAGAGUUAGCCAGGAAGGCUGAGGAAUUGAGAAAACAAGAGGAAGCAGCCAUGUUGAAGGAACAACGGCGAUUGGAGGAGAAGGCCAAAGCUAAAGAGGCAAUGGAGAGAAAGAAACGAAAUGCUGCAAAGGCUGAAGCCAGGGCUGCACUAAGAGCACUGAAGGAAGCUGAGCAGAAAGAGAAGGAAAGGGAGAAAAGGGCAAGAAAGAAGGAGAAAAGGAAGGCAUCAGCGGAGGAAGUGAAUGCUUUCAAUAAGGGUGAAUCUUCUCCAAGUUUUGAACCUCCAAUUGAAACCAAGGAUUCUGAAACAAGAGAGAAGCCAAUGACAGUGACAAAGAGAGCUCAAAAGCCAUUGCAUUUCACAAAGCAGACGAAGUCAAAAUCUAUGCCUCCACCACUUCGCAACCGAGGCAAGAGAAGGAUGGAGACAUGGAUGUGGGUUCUCCUUGCUGCUGUCGUCAUUUUCGGCUUUUUUUUAAUGGGGAAUGGCAGAGUCUCUCUAAAAGGGCUUGGUUUCUAAAGAUACGCGCUUAUUACAUUAACUAGAUAAUUUAUAGAGCAUGGCAGGAUACUCAUAUUCCCAUAGAUUUUUAGGCGAUUCUUUUUCUGUUCACAGUGUUUGAUUCCUUACUAGUUUGCAUUCAAUUAACUGGAAGUGGCUUUGAGUUUUGCUCACACCCCACUGAUAGGUUGGUUUUCCUAAAUAUGCCAUCAUGAAUGUUAUUAUUGGAUAUUGCUUCCAGUUUAGUAUGAUGCACAUAAAUGCAAUAAGUAAAAUGUUUGUGCUUUC
Molecule: messenger RNA, 4630 nt
Organism: Hevea brasiliensis (rubber tree)
Lineage: Eukaryota; Viridiplantae; Streptophyta; Magnoliopsida; Malpighiales; Euphorbiaceae
Exons: 8
Coding region: 272-4360 (1362 amino acids)
Source: RefSeq, a predicted model, not a curated record